UUAAAAUGGACGGAUUUGAUUGGCCAAUUGCAAUCGGUCGUCCCAAAUCCCACGGCAGAGAAUCCUUCUUUAUACAGACAAAAUAAAAAAAAUAAAAAAAAGGGAAGUCCUCGUUGUAACCCGGACAAGUCCCGCAAAUUCCAGUCCAAUCUCCGCCCUUCCCUUUUUGCCAGAUUCCGACAUCUAUUUUUAGCAGCUUCCGACCCGAAAUCGCCGCGUUUCUCCCUCAGGUCUCAGCUGUUCUGUUGAGGAGGGUCCAAAUCCAGACGACCCGACAGCACACAAAUCGAUGUCCGUAAACAUAGUUCAAAUUGAACCAGUCCCACCAGAAGAAGAUGGACACACCUCAGCUCAGCCCCUCGACCCCACCACCUCCUCCUCCGCCUAUCCCAACCCCGCUUUGCUGCAUUACCGGUCCGGCUCCUCCACUCCCGGGAGCCGCCCGUCAUCCCCGACUAACUCACCGGGAAACGGCCUCACUCGGUUUUCCACCUCGGAGGCGCCACCGGAUUGGGUGCCGAAGAUGCAGAGGAGGACCUCCGCCAGGAAGGUGGGAGUUGAGAGGGCGUGGUAUAGCAAAAAGCGAGUGAAGGGGAUUGUGUGGGUGAUUGGAUUGUUGGUAUUUUUCUUCUUGAUGAAUUGGGUUAUGCUUUUGCGGCUUCAAGGUCAUGGGAUCCGUUCUGAAUCCGGGUUACGCGGGAAUUCGUCUCUGCCGUCGGUUUCCGUCACCAUUCCGGAGAAAUGGAGAAAAAUUGGUAGAGUAAAAAAGGCACAGAAAGGCAAUUAUGGAAGGAUGCUGGCUUUGGCCGCCCAUGCAUUGGCAGAGGGGCAGAGUAAACCUGAGCCGAAAGAUCUGUGGCUGGAGCCAUUAGUACCUUCUGUUUCUUGGAAACCUUGUGCCGACCAACGGAGCUGGGAACCUAAUGAGGGAAAGAAUGGAUUCAUUUUGGUCACUGCAAACGGUGGGAUGAACCAGCAGCGAGUAGCUGUUUGCAAUGCUGUCGCUGUUGCACGAUUACUCAAUUCAACUCUGGUUGUUCCCAAGUUUUUGUAUAGUAGUAUAUGGAGAGAUGUGAGUCAGUUCGGCGAUAUCUAUCAGGAGGAGCAUUUUAUUAAUUACUUGUCGCCUGAUAUUCGGAUAGUGAAGGAACUCCCAAAGGAGCUACAGUCAUUAGAUUUGGAAGCAAUUGGUAGUGUUGUGACAGAUGUGGACAUACCCAAAGAGGCAAAGCCAAGUUUUUACUUAAAACACAUAAUCCCCAUUCUACUUAAGAAUGGAGUCGUACAUUUUCUUGGAUUUGGGCAUCGGUUGGCAUUUGAUCCAAUACCAUUUCAGUUGCAGAGACUUCGAUGCAGAUGUAAUUUUCACGCCCUUCAAUUUAUCCCCAAGAUACAAGAAGUUGGUGCUUUACUUCUUCAAAGACUGCGUCAAAAUGAAACUCACCCUGGACCACUUGAUCGUUAUCUUGUUGGUUCAUUUGCAGAACCAGUCAAGAAACAGACUAAAAGUCGUGCUAAGAAAGCUUCCAGAUAUCUAGCUUUACACCUGAGGUUUGAAAUUGACAUGGUAGCUCAUUCUCUGUGUGAGUUUGGUGGAGGUGAGGAAGAGAGAAAAGAGUUGGAAGCGUAUCGUGAAAUCCAUUUCCCCGCAUUGACACUUCUCAAGAAGACUACAACGCUGCCUACUCCUGCAGAGCUCAGGGAAGAAGGCUUAUGUCCCUUAACACCUGAAGAAGCAGUACUUAUGCUUGCUGCUCUUGGUUUCAACAGGAAGACUCAUGUAUUUGUGGCAGGUUCACAGAUAUAUGGAGGGAGAUCAAGGAUGAUUGCUUUGACUAGCCUGUAUCCGAAAUUAGUGACCAAAGAAAAUUUGCUCACACCGACUGAACUUGAACCUUUCAUGAAUUUUUCAUCCCAGUUAGCAGCACUGGACUUCAUAGGCUGCACUGCUGCCGAUGCAUUUGCCAUGACCGAUUCAGGAAGUCAGUUAUCAUCCUUGGUGUCUGGUUUUCGAAUAUACUAUGGUGGAGGGAAAAUGCCAACAAUACGACCAAACAAACGCAGGCUUGCGAGCAUUUUUAUGAAGAAUUCCACUAUCGAAUGGCGUGUUUUUGAGCAGAGAAUUCGAAAGGCAGUUAGACAAACUAAACAUAUCCAACCAAGGCCUAAGGCGAGGAGUAUGUAUAGAUAUCCACGGUGCGACGAGUGCAUGUGCAACAUGACAAUAAUCUCCUGACUGUUGUUUCCUAGAGUUGUGUCAUGCUUUUCCCGACAACUUGCGGCAUUCGGAUAUCUGACUAGCCCUGAAGGGUACGUAUAAUUCUCCCUUUAAUCUGACCGGCCAGGACAAACAACCGGAGGUGGCCCUGCAUGAGCGCUCCCCUUGUUGCUGAUUCAAUUGUAAUAUGUAAAAUUCAUCAUGAUUUGUACUCUAACCAUUGAUCCAAUCAUAAUUUUAUUCAUUCAAAUUCCAUUUAUAAGAGUUGUGACAGCUAAAACUUCUCAU
This is a messenger RNA of Malus domestica (apple), 2506 nucleotides long. RefSeq names its product O-fucosyltransferase 15-like. NCBI's taxonomy places the organism in Eukaryota, Viridiplantae, Streptophyta, Magnoliopsida, Rosales, Rosaceae. The record is from RefSeq and is a predicted model, not a curated record.